AACGCAUUCAACGUUAGAACGCUCACCUUGGAUUUCCAUUGUUUUCGUACAGUGUAACUUCAUCGCGCAAUGACCGCAGAUACCUCCGGGAAAGGUCUUCUACUAAAGGCGGACUCUAUAGCAGACACUUUCCGCAACGAGGUCAAGGAGUCCCUGGCACGCUCCUCACACCCACCCAAACUGGUAGGAAUCCUUGCAACUUCAUCUGCACCUAGCAAAUUCUAUGCGGAUUUCACGAGAAAACAAUGCGAGGACCUUGGCAUUGAAUUCGUCCUGAAGAAAACAGGGGCUGCUGAGAACAGUGAGCUAGGCGAAGGUGAAGGCGCCGAAGAAGCCAUCAUAGAAGCAAAUGAAGAUGACAGUGUCCAUGGGAUCAUGGUGUAUUACCCUAUAUAUGGAGCACAACAGGAUCACUACUUGCAACAGAUUGUAUCACCACUGAAAGAUGUAGAAGGUCUCCACUUCAAAUUCCAUUACAACCUGUAUCACAACAUUCGAUUCAUAAGGCCGCAAUCUCUCACAUCGCCCACAGUGGGGUCCGCCGAUGUUCUUCCAGUAAAAGACGACGAACCGCCUCCCGGAGCCGUGAAGUCGAUCAUUCCUUGUACACCGCUAGGUGUUGUAAAGUGCCUAGAACAUGUUGCAGUUUAUAACAGAAUUUUGUCAUACGGCGACCGUGCUUAUGGGAAAACUGUCACUGUUAUUAACAGGUCUGAAGUAGUGGGUCGGCCAUUAGCUGCUAUGCUCGCCAAUGAUGGAGCGCGUGUUUUCUCGGCAGAUAUUGAUUCUAUUCAGGAAUACACCAAACGGCCUCGCAUAUCCGUCGAUGCAACAUGGCAGUACCACCCACGCCAUGUAGUUCACCCGACAAACCUGACACUGCAAGAGUGUCUGGCACUCUCCGACGUCGUUGUAUCCGCAGUUCCAAGUGCUAAUUACAAAGUUAAAACAGAAUGGCUCAAGGAUGGAUGUGUAUGUGUCAAUGUUGCUGCGGAUAAGAACUUUGAGAAGGACGUGAGGGAUAAGGCGUCAAUCUAUAUUCCUGCCGUUGGAAAAGUAACAAUCCUAAUGCUAUUACGGAACCUGUACGUUUGUCUUCUUUUUCAUGUGAACUGCGGAAAAUAAUCUGCUGCGGUUUCGGCCAGAUUGCGGUUAUCCCGCUACAAGGAGAUUUCAGUUGCCAGUGGUGCUUAACAAGGUGUGCGGUCGUCUACUUGAAUUACAAUACCGCACUAUAUACGCAAAUUAGAGGGUGUUAACUUUAACAAUGCUAGAAACUGAUGAGAAUUAAAAUGAUGAUUGCCUUCCUCCAAUGAACCCGAGAACAAGGAACACCCGUGAUAACUAGUGUAUCAGCGUCACCGGAAAUGUGCCUCCGUAAUACUAGAGGGGUCUGACUGCCCCAUUAUGUCCGACGAAGGAAAACCCGGGGUUACAGGAGUAGCCAUGCCUGACUGAUCUUCUGCAAGAAAUCUUACUCUUUGGCGGUGGAGCUACAGAACGAAUAUUAGAUGGAAUGUGAAGUAAGAGUCGAAAAGAAGAUACCUGUGGCAACUUUGGAAUGAUAGCAAGUACGAUGAGCGCGGUCAAAUUGACAGCAAAUAGCCAUGGGUUGUAGUUAGUGUAAUGAGUCGACAUGAGAAAUCUAGGCAGAGUCGUCAACGUGCAUUUGAACAGAAGAUGAAUAAACGAACAGUAAUAUGGGUGCCGUGAAUA
Messenger RNA from Serpula lacrymans var. lacrymans S7.9, 1716 nucleotides. RefSeq lists its product as uncharacterized. The coding region runs from base 70 to 1125 and encodes 351 amino acids. Gene Ontology annotation, biological process: purine nucleobase biosynthetic process. The record is from RefSeq and is a predicted model, not a curated record. The transcript is spliced from 8 exons. Lineage: Eukaryota; Fungi; Basidiomycota; Agaricomycetes; Boletales; Serpulaceae. Gene Ontology annotation, cellular component: cytosol. Gene Ontology annotation, molecular function: methylenetetrahydrofolate dehydrogenase (NADP+) activity; methylenetetrahydrofolate dehydrogenase (NAD+) activity.